Macrobrachium nipponense is the source of this 3687-nucleotide messenger RNA. RefSeq lists its product as uncharacterized. The transcript has 16 exons. The record is from RefSeq and is a predicted model, not a curated record. The coding region runs from base 571 to 3075 and encodes 834 amino acids. Gene Ontology annotation, cellular component: membrane. Gene Ontology annotation, molecular function: ligand-gated monoatomic ion channel activity. NCBI's taxonomy places the organism in Eukaryota, Metazoa, Arthropoda, Malacostraca, Decapoda, Palaemonidae.
ACAGUUCAAGGGAUUGAAAAUAUCUUAGGAAAAAACCUGAUACGUUGUAAAUGUCAAAAUCCGAUACUUUCUGAAUUAACUGAAUGUGUUUUCCAGUUGCGGAAGUGGCAAAAGUGCGUUUAGCCGCAAAGUGUACUUUAAAGCAAUACUCAUACUCAUUUUCAUUAGCUAUAUAGGCUAGUAGUAGUAACUAAAUCCGGCUCAUGAUGAUUACGUACUCUUGUGAUUUGUGAAUUUACGUAGGCCUUUAAAAAUUAUUGCCGGAACUUCGAAAGAUAAUUUGGGCUAGCCUAAUAUUUUGGUAGGCAUUGUGUUUCAAAAAAAAAAAAAAAAAUCCUCCUACCUAGCUAGUGCAGUGUGUACAAGUAGGAUAUCCAGCAGCUAUUCAAGAAGUGGACGAUGCUAUUCAAGAAGUGGACGUAUUAUAGAAAUACGGAAGGUCUAACCUUCGACGUCGCCCUCACUAAAAGUUAAUCCCAAGUUUUGUGUAUUUAUUUACCUAAUAUCUGGAUAUACCUAGCCCAUUUACUUUUUAGGAACAGGAAUCUGGGUAUAGCCUAUGUAGCCAAUAUGGUAAGAGAAGCAAGUGAUUCAUUCCUGUCUUCAAUCCGCCACGAAAGCCGGGGUUCUAGAGCGAAGAAAGGAAUCGACGGCAAGAAGGUAGUUCCAGGUGCCAUCGAAGACGCACUCUCCUCUCUCCCUUCGUCAGAAACGAGAGCAAACGAUUUCAACCUUCGUGGUCUUAGUAGCGAAAAAUCCGUCCAUACCAAGACACACAACCAGGAUUCCCUCAGUAAACAACACGAAGAACAGCGAGAAAACCAACAUGUCUUCUUCUCCCGCCCGUGGCUCUCCUCCGUCAUCGCUGCUGGGGCAAGGCCCUUACAACGGCUCAUCAAGAUAGUGUUACCCUCGGCUCUUCCCCCGAAGUACACAGUUAGCAGGCACUCGCCGGGCAACGGGAUACUCUUUGCACAAAGCAACUGGCGGUCCUUCCCAGCAAGCUUCACCGUCAGCGUCGUCGCCUUGUUGGUCUUAGGACUCAGUAAUCCUGCAGGAUCCGUCAGUCCUCACUCCUCACCUGCUGUCUCGAUGGCAGACGCAUCCCAGGCGCCCUUGGGAGACGUCGAACAGGGGUUACAGUGGCUGGUGGGAAAUGCUUUGAAGGACCUCGUGAGGCAGAAGGCUGAAGGAUGUCAUCUGUUCCUUAUCUCCGCCAGUGUGGCUUCCUCUUCUUCCUCAUCCUCCUCCUCCUCUCUCCUUCGUCCACUCAUCAGAUUUUGGCAAAGAGAACAACGGAAAGCGACGGUGGAGAUCAGUUUAAGUAGCGAAACGAACGGCCUGGCUGGCGAAAAAACCGACUUCCUACACUUGAUGGUUGCUGAAACUGCCUGCUGGGCGGUGGUUCUGGAUCUCUCCACUUUGGGCAAUCUCGUACUGAGGUUCGUGGAGAAAUCCCAGCUCUUCUACUUCCCAAAAAUUCCUGUGGUGGCUGUGGGCGCCGGGGGUGACGUCGAAGAGUUUCUAUUGACAGAAGUUGCCCUAAGGAACUCCAUCCACACAUACUACUUGGCCUACAGCGACAGCCUUGCCGCCACUUUCCGAGAGAGCUCACUGCCGCAGGGUCGUCCUAGGGGCCACCAGUUGAAGGGGUCUUUGUUUAUCGAGUCAUGGAAGAAGCCUCUGGAAGUAGGUUUAAACGAACACCUCAAGAUCUUCGCACGUUGCCUCUACUGCAAUAAAGGGUACCAAGGACUUCGGUUUCUCCAUAAGUGGCCGUUACACCAGAAACUUGACCACAAAAUCUUUAAUCCAGAUAACCUUCAAAACCUCAACGGUCACGUGAUUAGGGUCGUCUGUCUGUUGAGAAUCCCUUACAUAACCUACAACCUCAUCGAAGGCAGUCCCGACAAACGCGUCCAGUACGUGGACUCGUACGAGUUUCGUAUAACUGAAACGGCAGCCCGGCUUUACAACUUCACUUUCGAAGUCCGCGAGCCUUGGGACGGCGAGUGGGGGGUUCCCGACGAGCACGGGAAUUUCUCCGGGAUCGUGGGGACCCUGCAGUACGAAAAGGCCGACUUCUCCUUCCUGCUGACUCCUCUGCCCGCGAGGUUGCUGGGGAUGGACAUAGGAGGAGUCUUCAUAGAGGACCCUUUCAUGAUCCUUACACACGAACCGGGUCCACUCCCGAGGUCUUUGGCUAUAGUGGCGCCCUUCGGAGACACCGUUUGGAUGGGGAUUGUCAUCUCCGGUUUCGUUUACGGCAUCGGCGUGUGGCUCGUGGACCGAGGAUGGGCGUCCUACCUCAAGGAGAAGGCAAUGGGGCUCUCAUAUACACUGUUCUACAUCCUGCGAAUGCUAAUGGAGGACCCCCCUGAGUUCGUUCCCCGUCAGGUAUCCGUACAGUUCUUGUUAGGGUGGUGGGGUCUGGUAUGCUUCGUCCUCAUCAAUGCCUACAAGUCAGCCCUGAUAAGCUACCUCACCGUCAUCAAGACGUACGAUGCCAUCAAUUCCAUGGAAGACCUCUGGAAGAGAAAAGACAUGACCUGGGGGAGUAUUUACAUGUCCGAGUCUGGAGCUUCGUAUAUCUAUUUGGUGACCAACCCCAAUCCUGUCAUCAGGAAUGUCGCUGCUAAGAUCCAGACCCUAGAUGCUGACGCCCACUUGGAAAGAGUCCUAGCGGGACACUACGCUUACAUCACUCGAAAUUCUUGGGCCCUGACUGACCUCCUGAGAAUAGAGAUCGAGAAUCUGCCCAUCCACACGAGUAUCUCCAAAUACCCUGUUUCGUGUGGGUAUACUUGGGGUUUCAGGAAGGGGUCUCCUCUAAGGGCACCUAUAGACAAACUACAGCGCCGCCUGGUGGAGGCAGGUCUGACGAAAAUUUGGCUCCGGGAAAUUGUGACAAAGAUUGCUGUUGAGGUGAGGAAGACCACCAAGAAAUUGCAGAGCACUGCCGCUUCUGCAGUACGGGGUCAGAAUCGUGCCCUCACCAUGGAGCAUUUGCAAGGGGCAUUCCUACUCCUGGGCAUUGGGUUUGGCGUUGCCCUACUGGUUUGGUCUUUGAAAUGAUACGGUAUCGAUGCAGCUAGAAAACCGCUCCAUGCUCCAGGUAUUAAGACAGGUAUCUCUUCAUCUUUUGAAGUGAAAUAUCUUCCGACUUCUCUCAUCAUUUGAAUCCAAGUGACGUAUCCUCUUGGCUCUCCUAAGGAUCCUUUACUUCCUAUGAAGCUUCGUCCUUAAACUUAGUUCACUCUCAAGAAACAUAAAAAAAAAAUUGUUUGUUUGCUAGCUACUCUUUGCACUACAUUGAAGGUACAAUGCAAUUAAUAUAAGAAAUUUUGUCGCACCAUUCCACUAGCAAAGCAAACGACAUUGAUUAAAACCUGGUUAAAUCAAUUCACCGAUGCACUCUAUUUUAACCACAGAUUGAAUACCUAAUUGGCAUUUAGUGGCCUUACAAAGAGCCUUUUAAAUUGGCUGUAGGUUUAAGGAAUCGUAAUUUACAUGUCCAUAUGUAAAGAGAAUGUAAGCUAGUCAGCAAGAUUCUUUACUGCAACUAUAUACUCAUACAAAGUGAGAAGAAUAUUGCAACCAUAUAUUAUAAUAGAAUAUGAGAAGUAUAUGUGUACACUGUAAUGAUUAAAUUCGUGUUCAAGUGUAAAAAAUAAUCAUUCCUGUAAU